Molecule: messenger RNA, 1025 nt
Organism: Mangifera indica (mango)
Lineage: Eukaryota; Viridiplantae; Streptophyta; Magnoliopsida; Sapindales; Anacardiaceae
Product: thylakoid lumenal protein TL20.3, chloroplastic
Exons: 7
Coding region: 69-890 (273 amino acids)
Source: RefSeq, a predicted model, not a curated record
UCUGAUAUGCUCACCUCCGUAUCACUACUGCUACUCUUAACUCACAACUUUAGCUUACCUGAAAUUCUAUGGCAUUCACUUCCACUACCUCACUAUCCGUUAAAUCUCUUACCAUUUAUUCUUCUUCAACAAAGGCUCCCCAUCACCUACAAUCUUUCUCAAAGCCAUUACGGGUAUUUUUCCAUUUUAAUCCUGAAAGGGAAGGCUUAAUUCUUGAUUGUUCCAGAUCUACAAAACCUGGCAACUGGAAAACCUUUGUUUCGGCUGCAUUGGCAGCUGCAGUUGUUGCAUGCAGCUCCAACAUCUCUGCUCUUGCUGAUCUAAAUAAGUAUGAGGCCGAAACUCGUGGGGAAUUCGGGAUAGGAUCAGCUGCCCAAUUCGGUUCUGCAGAUCUCAGGAAAGCAGUACAUGUGAACGAAAAUUUCAGAAGAGCAAAUUUCACAGCUGCUGAUAUGAGAGAAUCUGAUUUCAGUGGUUCAACCUUCAAUGGUGCAUACCUUGAGAAAGCAGUUGCAUAUAAGGCUAAUUUUACAGGUGCGGAUUUAAGCGACACACUGAUGGAUCGUAUGGUGCUUAAUGAAGCUAAUCUCACGAAUGCAGUGCUGGUUAGGACAGUUCUAACUCGGAGUGAUCUCGGAGGUGCUAUUAUCGAUGGAGCUGAUUUCAGCGAUGCUGUUCUCGAUCUUCUGCAGAAGCAGGCUCUUUGCAAGUAUGCAAGCGGAACAAAUCCUGCAACCGGGGUAAGCACCAGAAAAAGCUUAGGUUGUGGAAAUAGUCGACGAAAUGCUUAUGGCAGCCCUUCUUCUCCACUAAUGAGUGCCCCACCUCAGAAACUGCUUGAUCGGGAUGGCUUCUGUGACUCAGGAACUGGUCUUUGUGAGGCAAAGUAAAUUUGAAAACAGCUGUGAUGCCAACAUCCAAUGUGUAAAAUAGAUACAUCAUACAAAUACACUUAAAACAAACAAAUAUACUUAAAAUAAUUUAUUCAGUAUGAGUUAUGAUGAUCGUGUUUUAUUAUGAUAAAA